This is a messenger RNA of Anoplopoma fimbria (sablefish), 3759 nucleotides long. RefSeq names its product Mov10 RISC complex RNA helicase a (gene mov10a). The transcript has 22 exons. The record is from RefSeq and is a predicted model, not a curated record. Gene Ontology annotation, molecular function: 5'-3' RNA helicase activity; RNA binding. Lineage: Eukaryota; Metazoa; Chordata; Actinopteri; Perciformes; Anoplopomatidae. Bases 218 to 3256 code for a protein of 1012 amino acids.
CAUAUUUGUCAUCAUGCUUUCUGACUAAUAAAGCAAGGGCAAAGUUUAACCUCCGUCAGACGCAAAAGUCACGCAAAAACACGUCACGUGGAAUAAUUGUGCAGCAACAGCUACAUUGACGCUUGAGGAAAUUGACGCUGAUAGUUGGGGAGACGGGGAACUUCCUCGUUUGAGAACCAGGAUCCAGGCGGCGGCGGGCGGCCUGUGAAACGCCAUCAUGUCGCUGAAAGACUCCAUGGAAUCCGGACUGGACUUCAUUGAGUUUCUGGGGGACAGAAUAUCCAAUAAAAGCAAAAAAGAACUUAAGGACAUCUACAACUCUGAAUUUAGGGGCAGAGAAGGAAUAAAAGACCCCACCUUCUACUGUGUCUUCCGAGCCCUACAGAAGUGCAACAUAACCCAAGUGAAGCAGGGGAAGAUCUACUUAAAUGUCAAACCUCGGGUUCGAGUGUAUUGUGACCAAUGGAGGAGGCCCCGGGCCACCCAGACCCCAAACAGUCCAGGAUCUGACCCUCAGAAGACAGAUGGGACAGAUGAGACACCUUCACCCUCAUCUGUCCCCUCAACUCCUUUGCAGCCUGUGCUGACCCCGAAGAAAAAGCUGGCUAAGGAAAUCCUUCAAAAGUUGAAGGUGAACAGGAAGAAGUUGACAGCUGACAAGUGGGGAAUCGAGAUCACGACAGACCCCGUGGCGCGCGGCAGAAAGGUUCAGUUAACCGUGGAUCGUCUGAGGGAGUUGUUCAUCCUCAGGUUCCACAUUUUAAACAAGGGUCCAAACUGUGUGCACUUCACCUUCUACACCGCCCUGCACAAGAUCCGCUGUUUCACUCUGGAGGAUGAGAGGAGAGUGAACAGAGCUUCUCCGCUGUUCCUCUGUCCUGGAGAAAGCUACGAGGUUUUGGUUCGAUACACGCUGAACCACUUUGGACAUUUCCCCGCCACAAUGUACUUUGAGUUCUGCCCAGAUCUGCCAGAAUCCGUGCCCUUUUGCAUCGUGAGGGAGAUGGAAGCCGUAGCCAGGACCCCUCUGGCCGUGGAGCUGGGCCCUGUGUCUCCUUACAAACCAUUUCAGGUGGUCACAUACAAGCCUGUCAACACUGUGAUAGUGGAGGGAGUACCUCCUGAGGGGUCUGUCGCCCAGCCUCUAAAGGCGACAGUGAAAUUAGGAGAACAUAAGUACCCUAAAUAUCUCAAGAACCUGGCUAAACAAAGGAUGGAGGACAAUGAGUACCUCACACCAGAUGCCAAGCAGAAACUUUCAUCAGUAAAGGGUCUCCUCAAAUCUUCCUUAAAGAUGAAGACGUAUGCUCACCGAUUUCACCUCCUGCUACACCUGGAAGAGAUACAGAUGGAGGUGGACAUCAGGAAGUACGACCUCCACGAUCAAACCAUGACUCUGGACCAAAGCAACAAAAAACUUCUCACACUCAGAGUUCCUGGUGUUGCUGAGAAUCGUCCAUCUGUGUUACGGGGAGAUUGCCUUAGGGUGUCCAAAUCAGGAGAUACGGUCGAGCCGAUCACUGUGUACACCGGAUAUGUUCACAGAGUGGAGCUUGAUAGUGUGAAGCUGGGCUUCUCAAAGAGGUUGUUGCAGAUUUUUAUCAGCAAUAUGAAGUUUAACGUGGAGUUUACUCUCAACCGGUACUCCUUGAAGCUGCAGCAACGGGCGGUGGACUUGGCAGUAAAGCAUUGGCUCGAAGAGGUGCUGUUUCCAUCUGGUGCAGCAGCGGCUAAUCUCCCCAUGCCUAAACUCAGGAUGUUCAACCAUCAGCUGGAGAACAACCCGGAGCAACACGCUGCGGUCCAGCGCAUUGUAGCCGGAUCGUCAAAGCCCGCCCCUCAUCUUGUGUUUGGACCUCCUGGAACUGGAAAGACGAUCACUCUGGUCGAAGCUAUGCAUCAGGUCAACAGGGCGGACAAGUCAGCACGCAUCCUCGCCUGUGCGCCUUCAAACAGUGCAUGUGACCUCCUCUGUGAGCGACUGAUGGUGCACACGGAUGCUUCUCAGGUUUACCGUGUGUACGCCAGCAGCCGAGACCCAAGAAGUGUCCCCAAGAACCUGCUGAAAUCUUGUAACUGGAACCAGACACAAGAAUGUUUUGUGUUUCCAAAGAAAGAAGUUCUGAUGAAAUACAAGAUCAUAGUUUCCACUAUGGUCACAGCCGGCAGGCUGGUGACUGGAGGAUUCCCAGAUAACCAUUUUACCCAUGUCUUUUUGGAUGAAGGAGGCCAGGCGGUGGAGCCAGAGUGUGUCAUUGCUAUUGCAGGUCUGCUCAGUGCAGAGAAUGGUCAGCUGGUGCUGGCAGGAGAUCCCAAGCAGCUGGGACCGAUCCUUCGAUCCCCUAUUGCCCUGCAGCAUGGACUCGGGCUUUCUCUGCUUGAGAGGCUGAUGAAACACAACUCUUUAUAUCAGAAAAGCUCAGACUCUGGGCACUUUGACACCCGCUUUGUCACCAAACUGCUGCGAAACUACAGGUCUCAUGCUGCCAUUCUGAAAAUCCCCAAUGAGCUCUUCUAUGAGAAUGAACUGCAGGUGUUUGCUGACCAGUGGGAGCGUGACACCUACUGCAACUGGGAACACCUUCCCAAAAAGGGUUUCCCGCUGAUCUUCCACGGGGUGAUGGGGAAAGACGAGAGAGAGGCCAACAGCCCUUCUUUCUUCAACGUGUCUGAGAUUGAAGUUCUGGUCGACUACCUCACCAAGCUGAUUGAAACACAAGGAAAGAAGGGGCUCCCCAAACUCUCUCCAAAAGACAUCGGCAUAAUCGCCCCUUACAGGAAACAAGUCGAGAAAAUCCAAAAGGCCCUGAAGUCCGUCUCAGCUCUGAGGCGAUGGAAUGAUCUCAAAGAGCUCAAGGUGGGCUCUGUGGAGGAGUUUCAGGGACAAGAGAGGAAGAUCAUCAUGGUCUCUACUGUCCGCAGCAGCGUCAACUACGUCAGGAUGGACAAAGACUUCAACAUUGGAUUCCUGUCUAAUGAGAAGAGAUUCAACGUGGCCCUGACCAGAGCCAGGUCCCUGUUGAUCGUCGUGGGAAACCCUGUUAUCCUCAACAAGGACCCCACCUGGGAGAAAUUCAUCAGCUAUUGUGUGAAGGAGAAGGGUUACACUGGAUUUGACUUUGAAGACGCAGAAGGAGAGGAUGAUAUCGUGUCGAGACUGGCGACCCUGAAAAUCAACCUGGAUGAUGACGAUCCUGAAAUAGAGGAGAGUGCCCUCCAGCAGUAUCUGGACCCUGAGUGGAAAAAUGAGCAUUAACAUCUCCUUCAGACAACUUGCAUAAAAUAAAGCACCAGUUACGACAUCCAAGAUUUUGACAUUUACAUACACUAAGAUGCAUAGCAUGUUACUAUUCUGAGCUUUUAAUAUAACAUUUGCAACUAUUGUUUAAGAAUAUAUCCUUUUAUAAUAUGCAGUUUGCAUAUUUUGCUGCAGUCAAUCAGUUCCAGGCUUUUGAUAACGCCACAAUAAUGAAUCAGUGAAUCUUUUGUUCUUGACUUUUUCUCUCUUCAGUGGCUUCUUAAAUAAAACUGGCACUUAACAGAAAGUUCAGAGUGAGAGCAGAUAAUUCAAUUUCUCAGGAAUUCAUCACCGUACGUCUUGCUGCCGUUUGCCCUUGACAAGUUGGUCUCUCAUUAACUCAUCUAUUUCUUUCUGAUAGCAGAUGAUGCCUGAAAUAAACUCAUUUCUGAACCAUGUUGUUGUGCACAUUGUCCUGUCAGAACUUUUGAUUAAUCUUAACCUUUAAUGGCGUCUUACAC